AUGUUUGGCAACAUAAUUGAAAUCGACGGCCUUAAUAUUCAUUAUGAAAAAAUUGGAAAUGGAUCUGAAGUGGUACUACUAUUGCCGGGUGGCUUAGGUACCACAAGAACCGACUUUACAGAACAGUUAGACAAUUUUGAUCCAAAAGUAUUUACUCUGAUUGCAUGGGAUCCACCCGGUUAUGGAUUUAGUCGACCACCUGAGCGAAAAUGGUGUCCAGAUAUUUAUCAAAAAGACGCAGAUUUGGCCGCAAAGUUAAUGCAGAAAUUAGACAUUACUUUAUAUUCUCUAAUGGGUUGGAGUGACGGCGCUAAGACAGCACUGUUGAUGGCAAUCAAGUAUCAGUCUGUUAUCGAUAAGACCAUUGUUUGGGGUGCCUGUGCUUACUGUAAACCUGAAAAUAAACGGGCGCUGAUGGCCACUAAAAAUAUAAAGGUUUGGAAUCCGACUGUUCGUCAAUGCUUUGAACGGGUUUACGGCAAUGAGUUGCAACCGAUGUGGGAAAAACUUGUGGAUCACUAUCAGAUCAAUGUGGACGACAUUUGCCGAAAUGAGGCUAAAAAUAUCCGCAGUCCAACAUUCAUAUUGCACGGCGACUGUGAUCCCUUAGUUGAUUUGGAGCACCCCAUGUAUCUCAUGAGCCAAAUACCCGACGCCCGACUCCAUAGAUUUAAGGAAGGAUCUCAUAAUAUACACCAGGAGUUUGCCAAACAAUUUAAUCAAUUAGUUACAGACUUUUUACUUGAAUAAUAUCUUAAGUAUGCUUUUAAAAAGUUAAAAAGUUAUUUUAUUUGUUGAUU
Messenger RNA from Oppia nitens, 800 nucleotides. RefSeq names its product valacyclovir hydrolase-like. The coding region runs from base 1 to 750 and encodes 249 amino acids. The record is from RefSeq and is a predicted model, not a curated record. The transcript is spliced from 5 exons. Lineage: Eukaryota; Metazoa; Arthropoda; Arachnida; Sarcoptiformes; Oppiidae.